Molecule: messenger RNA, 771 nt
Organism: Lycium barbarum (goji berry)
Lineage: Eukaryota; Viridiplantae; Streptophyta; Magnoliopsida; Solanales; Solanaceae
Exons: 4
Coding region: 1-771 (256 amino acids)
Biological process (GO): regulation of DNA-templated transcription
Molecular function (GO): DNA-binding transcription factor activity; protein dimerization activity
Source: RefSeq, a predicted model, not a curated record
AUGUCAAAGUGGAACUUAAAUUUAGAUUCUUCAUCUGAUGAAGUUGUUGGUGAGCAAUUAUCUCUGAGUCAUUUAAAGGUUGAUGAAGUCCAUAAGCCAAACUUUUGGGACCACUCGCCACCAACCCUACUGACCUUAGGUGCCCCUGGGGUGGAAAAUCAUGUGCCUAAGUUUGGAACUACAAAUUACUCAUCAAGUACUCAAUCUGAUUCUCAGCAGCCACAACAAAGAAAGAUUAUGACAAGACCUUGUCAUAAAAUCCUAGAUAGGGAGUCAAAAGGGAAAAAGAGAAAAUGUGGAGAAGAUUUAGUGUCUGAAUUUGAUUACUACUCUUGUUAUUAUCAGGCUAAUGGAAGUGGGUUGACAUCAAGAAGGAAUGAAGAUGGUUUGCAGCAAUGUUCUAAAGCAAGUUCUGUUGAAAUGCAUAAAAUGAGUGAGAGGAAACGUAGAGACCGGAUUGCAAAAAAGGUGAAGGCUCUGGAGGAACUAAUACCCAAUUGUAACAAGGUGAUGUCAAUGGAUGGAUUUCCAGCAUGGCAUUCAACAUCCACUCUACUAGCUGCCAGAAACCAAAUAAUGCAGAGCACUCUACAAUUUAAUCCUUACGUGCCAGUAAUGCCAAGGAUAGCAUUUGACUCCUAUUUUGGUUUUGGGACAUCUAUUAAUUAUAGCAAUAUGCUUUCCCCCAAUUUGUUCCCAAUGAUGCCUCUGCCUUCCACGGGCAGUCACUUUCCAUUUUUGCCCCUUGCCUCCAUCACAAGAAAAACUUAG